Molecule: messenger RNA, 2491 nt
Organism: Carcharodon carcharias (great white shark)
Lineage: Eukaryota; Metazoa; Chordata; Chondrichthyes; Lamniformes; Lamnidae
Gene: kat8
Product: K(lysine) acetyltransferase 8
Exons: 11
Coding region: 428-1960 (510 amino acids)
Biological process (GO): regulation of DNA-templated transcription
Molecular function (GO): histone acetyltransferase activity
Source: RefSeq, a predicted model, not a curated record
GCCGAUCAAUGUCGCCUGGUCGGGAGCGAGCCCGCACCAGCGUCGGAUGUAACGCGCGCCACGGCGGAGAGGAGGAGGCGCGGUUGGUGGGCAGCCUCGGCCAAUCACCUGUGACGUCAGAAAAGGGCGGGCCUUCUGGAAGGCUCGUCAAGGCGUGACAAUUAGAUGUGACGUUACUGGGGCGGAGUGGGCAGAAGGGGGCGUAGUUUCACACAGGAGCGACCAAUAGGCGAGAGUGGGCGGGAACAUGAAUAGCAAUAAGAUCCGAUGUCGGUCUUGUGGGGUGGAGGGGCGUGGUUCUAUCGGGGCGGACCAAUGGCGUGGCGGCGUCUCUGCAUAUCAAUGAGGCGUAACGUCAGUACGCCCUCACCGUGGGGAGAAGAAGGCGGCUGGAUAGGUAGGCGCAGGCGCACUGCCGCCCUAGUGGAUGGGGGAGGGGACGACGGUGAGGUCGAUCAUGGCGACGGUGGCGGCGGCCCAGACGCAGACGGUGAUCGGCGGCAUCAAGACGGAGGAGAUGGAGGCGGAGGAGAGCGGGAGGCCGACAGCGGGCGGAGGAGGGGGAACGGCGGUGCUGGUGGAGGUGAAGCGGGAGCCCGGAGUGGACGAGUCGCCACCGCAUGCUCAGCAGCAGCGCCGCCACGGCUUGGAGCCUCCGGCACCAUCUCCCCCCAGCGGCGCCAGCCGGCACUGCAGCAACACCUCCAGCAGCAACAAUACCACCAGCAGGGAGCAAGAGGUGACCGUGGAGAUUGGGGAGACUUACCUGUGCAGGAGAGCUGACAACAGCUGGCAUUCGGCAGAGGUGAUCCAGUCUCGACUAAAUGAGCAAGAAGGCCGUGAAGAAUUUUAUGUGCAUUAUGUGGGCUUCAACCGGCGGCUGGACGAAUGGGUGGACAAGAACCGGCUGGCCCUCACCAAGACGCUGAAGGAGGCGGUGCAGAAAACCAGCGACCAGUACAUGAGUGAGCUCUCCGAGCAGCCCGAGCGCAAAAUUACUCGGAACCAGAAACGGAAGCACGAUGAGAUCAACCACAUUCAGAAGACAUACGCAGAGAUGGACCCCACAACAGCAGCUCUGGAAAAGGAACAUGAAGCGAUCACCAAGGUCAAGUACGUGGAUAAAAUCCAGAUCGGUAACUACGAGAUUGAUGCCUGGUACUUCUCCCCAUUCCCAGAGGAUUAUGGAAAGCAGCCCAAGCUCUGGGUGUGCGAGUACUGCCUCAAGUACAUGAAGUUCGAGAAAACUUAUCGCUUUCACCUGUCUCAGUGUCAGUGGCGACAACCCCCCGGGAAAGAGAUCUACCGCAAGACCAACAUCUCCGUCUACGAGGUGGACGGGCGGGAUCACAAGAUCUACUGCCAGAAUCUCUGCCUGCUGGCCAAGUUAUUUCUUGACCACAAAACCCUGUAUUUCGACGUGGAGCCCUUUGUCUUCUACAUACUGACCGAGGUGGACCGGCAUGGUGCCCACAUCGUCGGCUACUUCUCCAAGGAGAAGGAGUCACCAGAUGGGAACAACGUGGCCUGCAUCUUGACCCUACCACCGUACCAACGGAGAGGCUAUGGGAAGUUUCUUAUCGCGUUCAGCUACGAGCUGUCAAAGCUAGAAAGCACGGUGGGAUCCCCAGAGAAGCCCCUCUCCGAUCUCGGCAAGCUAAGCUAUCGCAGCUACUGGUCCUGGGUGCUCCUGGAGAUACUGCGCGACUUCCGGGGGACGCUCUCCAUCAAGGACCUCAGCCAGAUGACCAGCAUCACGCAGAACGACAUCAUUAGCACGUUACAGUCGCUAAACAUGGUGAAGUAUUGGAAAGGUCAACAUGUCAUUUGCGUUACCCCCAAAUUAGUCGAGGAACACCUGAAGAGUGCCCAGUACAAGAAACCUCCGAUCACAGUGGACUCCAUCUGCCUGAAGUGGGCGCCCCCAAAGCACAAGCAGCUGAAGAUCUCCAAGAAAUGAUUUGGGACGGUGAACACGAGAAGUCGGUGGGGGUGGAGGAGCGAGAGAGAGAGAGAGGCGGAGAGUCGAGGAGAGAUGCCAACGUUGAAACAGUGCCCGGGAGCGGAGGGGGUGGGGGUAGGGCGCUGGGAGCCUGGAACUCCAACACCCUGCGAAACCUCCCUGCACCCCCCCACCCUCGUGACGUUCACACAUCAGGACCGCCCACGCCCUGCACUAAGAUGGCAUCGUUUCGCUCACUCAUUGGUCUCGUUCAUCUGUAAAAUAUGUAUAUAUAUAAAUAUAUAUGUGUGUGCGGGCACGGAGACAGGAGGUGAAGGAAACACCCCAGGAUCAGACAUCUGGCGACUCUUGGACAUGCAGCGGGGAACAUUUCAAAGGACAAGCCCCCCCUUUCUGUCAGAUCAGCAGCCUUGAAUUAAGGGGCGCGAUACUGGGAGGUGUUCCCGAGCCCUGUCUCCAGCCUUGUAGUCUCAGUACACGUCGGACAGUUUUCACCGUGAUAAUAAACGCCAGUUCUGUUUUUGUUAA